AUGGACGCGAUAACAGUUUUCGAGUUGAUUUACUGGCUGAUCUGCAUGAUUCUAUUUGGACCAUUGAUGUUCUUUGUCUGCGUUUAUCUACCCGAGCUGCCAGUGCGAUAUGUGAAGAGCUUGAGACAGCAAACAUAGGUCUUUUUACACCCUACUUAAUUGUUUAUACAUACAUACAUAGACUAUAUAUAUACAUAUAUAUAUAUAUUGAAAAUACUUAUAUUUAUACUGAUGUACUCGUAUAAUCAAUAUAACAUCAAGCUCUACGUUACAAUAAAAUCAUUGAUGUGGAA
Molecule: messenger RNA, 293 nt
Organism: Drosophila grimshawi
Lineage: Eukaryota; Metazoa; Arthropoda; Insecta; Diptera; Drosophilidae
Exons: 1
Coding region: 1-138 (45 amino acids)
Source: RefSeq, a predicted model, not a curated record